AUGUCUCGGUGCUUUCCGUACCCUCCGCCGGGGUAUACACUCAGCGGAGCCAGGAAUGAGGCCGCCCUGAUCGAAUCGAUUAAGUUCCAAAAGGAGAAAGAAAGGAAGCUUGAGAGGAAAGAGAAGAAAGAGAGAAGGAAGGAGAAGAAGGCGAAAAGAAAGGAGAGGAAAGCGAGGAAGAAAGAGAAGAACGAAAAAGCAAAUCUGAAUCCUGGUGAGUCAGAUAUUCAGAAGCUUCUCAUUAGUGCCGAGAAGUCAAGUAUUCAGAAGCAUGAUAUCAGCCCAAAGAGCUUUUCCAAUAGAAAAAUAGAGGCUCUUCAAAAGAAAAGAGCAGCUGAAAAUAACCAAUCAGAACAAAGCAGUCUCACGGAGGAGCAGGCACUUCCUUCAAGUUUGUUCAUUCCAAGCUCUUCUUCUGAGAGCACAGAGAACAGCAAGAAAAGGAAGAGGCAGUCACCGCCUGAAGACGAUACACACAGUCAGGAGCCCGAGCUUCCUACCAAUUCGUCUGGAAAUCACCAGAAUUUGCAAGCUGAAGACGGCAAAACCUCUGCGUAG
This is a messenger RNA of Striga hermonthica, 558 nucleotides long. The record is from the annotation of a GenBank genome assembly. NCBI's taxonomy places the organism in Eukaryota, Viridiplantae, Streptophyta, Magnoliopsida, Lamiales, Orobanchaceae.